AUGGAUAUAUCUUCAGAUAAUAAAUUAUUAGCCACCGGUUCGGCUGAUAAAAAUAUUAAAAUAUGGGGUCUCGAUUUUGGAGAUUGUCACAAGUCAAUAUUCGCUCAUCAAGAUAGUAUUACGUGUGUUCAAUUUGUUCAGGGUACACAUUAUAUUUUCUCAGCAGGAAAAGAUAAAUUGAUGAAAUAUUGGGACGGUGACAAG
Messenger RNA from Racocetra persica, 204 nucleotides. The record is from the annotation of a GenBank genome assembly. NCBI's taxonomy places the organism in Eukaryota, Fungi, Glomeromycota, Glomeromycetes, Diversisporales, Gigasporaceae.